Drosophila kikkawai is the source of this 4271-nucleotide messenger RNA. The record is from RefSeq and is a predicted model, not a curated record. NCBI's taxonomy places the organism in Eukaryota, Metazoa, Arthropoda, Insecta, Diptera, Drosophilidae.
GGCAAGGCCGCCACUGACAGCGAAAUGGCGCACUCUGUCGAGGAUAUUCUGUCCCCGCCUCCUGCUGAGCCUGCGCCGUCGGCCAUCGCGGGCAGACCGGAAGGGAAUGUCAUCAAUAUUGGCAGCGACGAUGCGGAGUCCACAAAGAAGCAUCGAAGCCCAGCUGAGGAGGACAGGCCGCCCCCUUCGACGCUGCUCCCUGCAGCAGAGAGCCAACUGGGUCUGAACUCCCGGCCUCCGUCUCCAUCUCCGCCUUCCCCUAAGCCGCCCGAAGCCACGGGCUCGACUUUGAAAGAGGAAUACGAAAAAAGAAGCAAAACAAAACACGACAAGAAGGCCCCCAGCCAACAUGUUGCUGCGAUAUGUUCAGAGGGGCAACCAGCAACAUCCGACAUCGGAGUCGGGCUCCCCACAACAACCAACAACACCAACGCUGGCAACACGAGCCUCACCAACAUCGCCAGCAACAGCGCAGCCGAGCUCAGAUUCAGUCGCAAGACGGUUGGCAACACGGAUAGCGACAGCGCAGCGCCAGCGGUAUCGCACAGUGAACCGACACCCGACACAGAUGCACCCGUAUCUGCGGCAGCCUCGGGGAAUCCAGCACAGCCCAGAGCACUGACACGUCAGGACUACGCCUGCCUCGACUCUAGCGAGGCACAAUCGGACGACAGUCACCUGACACGCGACUCCAUCACUCGGGAGUCCCAGAACGACGAGCUCUCGUCCUCGACACUCGAGAAACUAGACGUUAGCACUCUCCCGCUGCCAGCUCUGCCAAAGCGUCGACGCACCCGCUCCCGCACCAGUCCCUCGAAGCAUCUGCAGCAGCGUCAGCAGCAGCAACAGCAGCGUCAUGAAGCCGUCGAAGAUGUCACCGAGUCGCCCGAAGCAGCAGUCCAGCAGCCACUCAAGACCCGACAGCGAGCCGUCACUCCAGAGUCCCAAAAGAACGCAUCAGAGAUAAGCACGCCGAAAAAGAACACAUCGGCCCAGAAGCAGCAACGUCAGCAGCAACAGCAGCAGGCAUCACAGGCACCGCCGCACCUCUCCGCUUUCCAGCAAUACGUCGCCAAGAGGCGCGAAAGUCUCGAGGCGUCGAACCGCAGCUUUAACGAGAAGCUGGAGGCGCGCAGGAUGCACUAUCACCACAUGGGUGGCGGGAGUGCCAAUGGGAGCUCUGCGGCCUCCCAUCUAACGGCUGGCUCGAACGGAGUCCCCACCUAUCUGUUCGGAGAGCAUUUCCAUGGCCGAAACUCCAUGUCACCGGGCACCACAAAGGAGGAGAUAUUCCUCAACAAGUCCGGCUGGGUGCAGGUCAACACGAAGCGUGGCUCUGGCAAGGAUGACAACUGCGAGGGCUAUCGCCGGCUGAACUACGGCCAGCAGAAUGGUGGCGGCCGUCCUGCCAUUCGCGGUGUUCCCAUGGACCACGGACGGCGCUCGGACCUGGCCCGCCAAUCGUUCGUUCAGCAGCACCAGCAGCCACCAUCCGGCAUGGGCAUUUCUGAGCCCAAGUUUGUCGGCUCCAAGGUGGAGGAGUUAAUACAGAGGAACGAGGCGCGUUUGGGUGGCUACUCAUCGCGGGAGGCUGCCUUGCGGCCGGGCUAUCGGAUUAUCGAUCCCCAGCUGGCCAAUAUUCUCAACGAGAGACCAGGCUUUCUCCCAGUCAAAAGCCCCAACGACUUGGACUCACCCAUCACACCGAUUUUGUCGCCACCGCCCGCUUUCCAGGACAAUAGCCGCAGUGUGCGUCUGAAGCCAAUGCGUUCCCAAGGACCUCCGCUACCCCUGCCUGUGCCGCUCCAGUCCCAGACCCAGUUGGUUGGCCAACAUCCGGCCAACGUGUCCGUCAAAGGCAUGGUCUUCUCUCGCAGCUUCGAGUACGACACGCGUCGACCGCAGCCUCCGGACAACUAUGUGGAGACCUUCUCUCGCAGCUUCGAUGGCAACCUGUCAGAGCGUCCCCUCAACCUGGCCGUGCUGGCUGGGCAGCGGGAACGGUCGCCAAACUUUAGCACCCUGACGGGAAACUCCCCCAACUACCUAACGAAGCGGGAAAGCGGCGGCGGCAGCAGUGGUUCCCUGCGCAGCCGAGACAACUCGCCCAAGUAUCUGAAUCCACACAUAGCGCAGACGACAGCUUAUUUGAAUGCCGCUGUGAAGGAGGCGCCGCCUGUCUACAGCGUUGCCGCAGCAACAGGCAGUCAGGCCAAAUACUCGCCCCGCUCCCGCCACGAACGGACCGCAGAGCGGGCUAAGACCCAUGCCCUGGGACGUUCACGCAAGUCCCAAUUCAGUCGGGUGGGCAGCGCAGGACCUCUGGUUCAGCAUCCUGCGGCCCCCAGCGUGGGAGUGUCGCGCUUUCGCAGCUUUGAUACGUCCAAGAGCCAGCGGCUCAACUCUUGUGACAGCGGAGCGAGAUCAGAUCUCUCCAAUGAUGAGGUGGACAACGAGGACGGCGGUUUGAGUGAGUUCUUGUCUGCCGGCACUCACAAGUUUCCCAAGGCUGGUGCCAGUACUGUCAGCAUCUCCCCGUUCAAGAUGCAGCGUCAGCGCUCUUUAACGCCCGAUCGGAACGAGUCGCACAGUUCAUCCACCAGCUUGAGGAAGCAGCGCUCUCUGACCCCCGAAUCCAGAUCCUUGACUCCCGAGGAGCGACGCAAGAAGGGGUCGCAGUUAUCGCUGAGUGCUGGCUCUCGCCAGAACUCUGGCUCCAGAAGCAACACGUUGGAGGCCCGCAAGGACAAGACGCCCCCCAACAUAUCACGCAGUUCCUCCAGCUCUAGCUACAGUGGCGGCGAUUCCCAUGAGCCGCUCAAUGCCAGCACCAGCUCAACUGUCACAGCCUCGGUUGCCGGUCCCGCAAGCAGCUCGAGCAGUCACCGGCGGGCCAUGGCUGCCAAGCAGGCGGAACAGGAGCAUCGCAUUCGCCGCUCCAGAUCUUUGCAGCUGAGCGAGCGCUCUCCAAAUCGAACCCACAAGUCGAUUGUUAAUUUGGGUGCUGUCUCCGUCCAGCAGCAACAUCAGGCUUCCGCCGGAACAUAUCAGCAAUCCCGGCUGCCAGUUGGUGGAGGCGUCUUUCCGCCCACCAUUCGAGCUUCUCCAGCUCCGGCUUCGUCCAGCACUUCUGUGAGAGUACGGCAGAGCGAGGCGGACAAGGCACGCUCCUUUGACUUCGAUUACAGCAACUACAAUCGCAGUGGUGGCUCUAAGGGAUCAGCGCGCUCCGCUCACACAAGUGGCAGCGGUGGGGACAGCGGGAGCAACCAGAAUUUGCGGGUGGAAAGGGAGUCGCGCUCCUUCGACGACGACUAUCGCGAGGCAGUGCUCAACAAUAACAACGGAAGCCUGCGCUUCCUUCAGCCUGCUGCUGAUACCAGUCACCCCUCGUCCUCCCGUCUGCGCAAGUCCAACUCUCCCGUGGAGCACAGCGCCGCCUCGCGUUCGCCCCAGUCCUCAGGAUCCUCGUCUAACAAUCUCCACCAGGCGUCGCGCCAGACCGGCAGUCCCCAGAGCUACGGGACACGGCUGUGCGACCAUGAGUUAACCUACGAUAUGCUACGCAAGUCGCCGAUAAUGAACUUUAGGCGGGGGGACAGCAGCGACUAUGAGCUGCCCGUGAUGCUUCGCAACCGGGAGACCAUCAACUCCGGGGGCAACAGCGAGCUCAACUUUAUGAGCAACGAAACGCGCAUCUACGAACACCCGACCACGGUGCUAAAGCCACAGCGAUCCCUACGCCAGAGUCCAGGAUCGCGGGACGACCUGACCCUGGAGAUGGCGGUGGGAGUGGGUGGUGAUUACAUUUACAGACAGGCAGCAACCCAGCCGCGCAGCAGCAGGUACUAGCUCCGACACGUUGACAGCUUUCGGCGAGCAAACCGAAUCCGAAUUCGAAUCCCUGCUAAGCUAACUUUGUACCAACCUAUUCCUCGAACUAAUAUGCACAAGGGCCCAGGCCCCCAAUCCUCCUCGAACCAAGGUACUACUAACCCGACCAGAGCCAGCACCCGUGCGUAAAGACUGCUUAUGCAUACCAACUAAUCUAUGAACUAACCGAAUUUAUUAACUCUGCGGUGGAGGCGGCCUUACUCCUUACUCUUCCUGUAUUUAUUUUGAGGCACGUACUAACAUAAAUCAACCGUAGAAGGAGUAGCUAAAAAGGUAUAUGGGAUAUCCAGAACCCACCCCCUUCACUAGUUCUUCUGGUUAAAGGAAAUUACUAAAGCUUGUGACAUAAAAGCCCGUGUCUGUGCUGUGUGUAGCUU